Messenger RNA from Vigna umbellata (rice bean), 1107 nucleotides. The record is from RefSeq and is a predicted model, not a curated record. Lineage: Eukaryota; Viridiplantae; Streptophyta; Magnoliopsida; Fabales; Fabaceae.
CAACCAGUUUUCUUUUCUCUCCCACAGAGAGUUACACAAAACAAAGACAAAAAGAGAAACAAAAGAACUCGUAAUUUUCUUCCUUUCUCACAAUGGCGGCUUUCGUUGACAACCGUCAAUUCGGCACUCACAUGAACCGCGUCGUUCGCAGUUGCGGGCAGGAUCUGAAGCCCCCGCUGCCGUUGGAUUUCGAUCUGGACUCAUCCAGCAGCGACGAGGAUGAAAACGACGACGCUUCGUACAUGAAAGAACUCAUACGAAAAGCGAACGCGGAAACGGAGGCGUCGGUUAUGGACCCGCGCGACGAGGGAACGGCAGAUCAGUGGGUCGAACGGAACGCCUCCAUGGUUCGCCUCACAGGGAAGCACCCGUUCAACGCGGAAUCCCCCUUGCCGCGUCUCAUGCACCACGGCUUCAUCACACCGGUCCCGCUCCACUACGUCCGCAACCACGGUCCAGUUCCCAAGGCCAAGUGGGAAGACUGGACCGUUGAGAUAACCGGUCUAGUCAAACGCCCAACCCGGUUCACCAUGGAACGCCUCGUGCGCGAGUUCCCCCACCGCGAGUUCCCCGCCACACUCGUCUGCGCCGGGAACCGCCGCAAGGAGCAGAACAUGGUCAAGAAGACCAUCGGCUUCAACUGGGGCUCCGCCGGCACCUCCACCUCGGUGUGGCGCGGCGUGCCGCUGCGUCACGUGCUGCGCCGCUGCGGGAUCCUUACACGUGCGAAGGGUGCGCUUCAUGUGUGCUUCGAGGGCGCCGAGAAUCUGCCCGGCGGCGGCGGAUCGAAGUACGGAACGAGCAUCUCGAGGGAGAUGGCCAUGGACCCCUCGCGCGACAUCAUCCUUGCGUACAUGCAAAACGGCGAGCCUCUGGCACCGGAUCACGGCUUCCCCGUUCGCAUGAUUAUUCCGGGGUUUAUCGGUGGCAGAAUGGUGAAGUGGCUGAAGCGCAUUGUUGUUACUGAACUUGAGUGCGACAAUCAUUAUCAUUACAAGGAUAACAGAGUGCUCCCUUCCCAUGUUAGUCCAGAACUUGCCAAUGAAGAAGGUAUCUUUCUUCUUACUUCUACUUUUUUUCACUUAUUCUUUUUUCUCUUAUUUUCAU